Messenger RNA from Exophiala xenobiotica, 1827 nucleotides. RefSeq lists its product as uncharacterized. Gene Ontology annotation, molecular function: D-lactate dehydrogenase (cytochrome) activity; FAD binding; D-lactate dehydrogenase (NAD+) activity. The transcript is spliced from 7 exons. Gene Ontology annotation, biological process: lactate catabolic process. Gene Ontology annotation, cellular component: mitochondrion. The record is from RefSeq and is a predicted model, not a curated record. The coding region runs from base 1 to 1827 and encodes 608 amino acids. Lineage: Eukaryota; Fungi; Ascomycota; Eurotiomycetes; Chaetothyriales; Herpotrichiellaceae.
AUGGAUACUUCCAAUAUUUCGUUGUCCAAAGAUGUCCCCGUAUAUCCCGCGGACCACUCCGGGAUUCCAGAGCGCCUCGUCGCCAAGGUAGUACGGGAGAAAGAAAGACUAUCAAAGAACCAGACGAAGGGACGCACAAGCGAGAGGAAGAGAGGAGUGGCGAUUCCCCAAGGUGUUGGGAAAGACCAGUUCUUCAGUGCUAUUGAGGAUCUAUCUAAGCUUCUUGGAAAUGCCAAUGUCAAGGUGAAUGAUCAGCCUUUGGAAGACGGAUGGUACAUGGAGCAUCCCAAUACUCACGACGCUUUCAUGAUACUUGAUGGUGAAGAGACCGUCUCUUCAGCAGCCGUAUAUCCAGGAAAUGUCGACGAAGUUCAGGCUGUGGUCAGAUGGGCCAACAAGCAUUUGAUCCCUAUUUACCCGAUCUCUAUGGGCAGAAAUUUGGGAUACGGUGGCGCGGCCCCAAGAGUUCGUGGCUCUGUGGUGGUUGACCUUGGAAAGCGAAUGAACAAGAUCCUCGACAUCAACCCAGAUGAUUGUACCUGUCUGGUUGAGCCAGGAGUUACCUUCUACGCACUCUACGAAGAAAUUCGCAAGCGAGGCUACAAGGUCUGGAUCGAUUGCCCUGACCUUGGUGGAGGGUCCAUUGUAGGUAACACCCUGGAUAGGGGUGUUGGUUAUACUCCAUACGGUGAUCAUUGGGGUGUUCAUGCCGGACUAGAAGUUGUUACUCCGACAGGAGAGCUCUUCAGGACAGGCAUGGGUGCACUGCCAGGAAAUAAUACCUGGCAGAGUUUUCCUUAUGGCUUUGGUCCCAUGUCGGAUGGACUGUUCUCUCAAUCCAACUUUGGCGUUGUGACGAAGAUGGGCAUGGCCCUUAUGCCUGAUCCUGGUGAGCAUGAGAGUUUCAUGUACACCUUCCAGGAAGAAGAUGACUUACAGCAGCUCAUCGAAAUCAUUCGCCCACUACGAGUUGCUAACAUCCUUGAAAAUGUGGCGCAAAUCCGUCACAGCAUCAUCGAGGUUGCCGUUGGCGGUCAGUCUCGCAAAGAGUUCUAUGAUGGCGAUGGAGCCAUCCCAGACGAGGUCCUACAGAAGCAUCUCGAAUCCACGGCGCUCGGACGCUGCACCUGGAUAUACUACGGCACAAACUACGGGCCCAAGCACAUUCGGCAGUACAAACUGGACAUCAUCCACCAAGAAUUUAUGAAGGUACCAGGCGCCAGACGAAUUGAUCCGGAUUCGUUAUCAAAGGACCAUUACUUCUGGUCUCGGGAUCGAAUUGCUUCAGGGGAACCAGAUUUUGAGGAACUAUCCUAUCUUAAUUGGGUUCCAAAUGGAGCACACCUUGGUUUCAGUCCGAUAUCGCCCACUCGAGGGCCUGACGCGUUGAAGUUGUGGAAGAUCGCCAAAGAGCGCCAUCACCAGCACAAGAUUGACAUGUUUUUGGCAUUCGUCGUUGGACUGAGAGAAAUGCACAUGAUUGUCCUUGUGAUCUGGGAUCGAGAUGAUCCUGAAAGAAGACAAGCUGUGGACACUUGUAUGCGUCAAAUGAUCGAUGACUGCGCUCAACAGGGCUACGGUGAAUAUCGUACUCACAUUCUUUUUCAGGAUCAGGUUGCUGCCACAUAUAACUGGAAUGAUGGUGCUUUGAUGAAGUUCAACGAAAAGCUGAAAGACGCUUUGGAUCCUAAUGGCAUAAUGGCUCCUGGCAGAUGUGGUAUAUGGCCAGCUCGCUACCGAGGUCGUGGAUGGGAGAUUGGUAAAGAGGGCAGGGAUACUUCUGAAGGAAACGGUGUACAUCCGCCUACUGCUAGUACUAAGCUUUGA